AUCGAACCCGAAGAUUUUAAAUCGUGGAUUUUUUUAUUUUCUUCUCAGCGGAUUUUGGAUUUUGGUCUUUUUGUGGGAUUUAACGCUCCAGUGAAUUUAACACUUUCCUGUCAGAACUUGUGGAUAUUCAGUUUUUAUUCUUCUUCAGUCGGAACCUCCUGGAGUCCUUCAGCGGGUCUCAGUCUGAGGUGGGGUCUAUUUGGGGGUUUUGAUCCUUUGCUGGUGCAGUUCUUGUCUGGAUGCCCCAGGACUACCCGCAGGCUGCAGUUCCUCCCCCGGCCCACAGGGCGGCAGCAGAGAGCGGUGGCCGGCUGCUGGACCGGCGAGGCGUCGGCAUGAGCGACUUCUGGCACAAGAUGGGCUGCUGCGUGGUGGCCAAACCCCCGCCGAAGAAGAAGAGGAGGAAGAUUGAUCGCAGUAUGAUCGGAGAGCCGACGAACUUCAUUCACCUCACACACAUCGGCUCUGGAGAGAUGGCAGAGGGACUGCAGCCGGUGAGACAGGACCUGCCUGUCUGUCUGUCUGUCUGUCUACUCCGCCCUGAGGCCUUCGAGACCUCGCGCCCCUUGAGCCUGUCGGACCUUCUGAUAGCCUACGAAGCCUCCCCGUAA
Molecule: messenger RNA, 611 nt
Organism: Morone saxatilis (striped sea-bass)
Lineage: Eukaryota; Metazoa; Chordata; Actinopteri; Moronidae
Gene: cdc42se1
Product: CDC42 small effector 1
Exons: 3
Coding region: 240-611 (123 amino acids)
Biological process (GO): regulation of Rho protein signal transduction
Cellular component (GO): plasma membrane
Molecular function (GO): small GTPase binding
Source: RefSeq, a predicted model, not a curated record